AGAAAACUUGCAGACUGCUCUCGCUUGUCAAGUUGUUCAUAAAAAUGCUCUCCUUGCUGCUGUUCAACAGGCUGCAUUUUGCCCCAUGAUGCAGGUCACACGCCCUGUGGACAUGAAGGCCUCCAGAAGCUUUUGUUUCUAUCCAGUUGGAGAAACAGGGUCCACGAGAUAUGAUGCUGAACACAUUCAUUGAAAAGAAACAAAUCCUGGGCAGUAGAAUGCAAAACCCUGAUGAAGUUGAAAGAGUCAAAAGAGACGUUAUUGCUGAAUAUUGUCAUAAGAUGAACCAUCGUAUAUCCCAAUACUCUGUUCGAAGUCAGAUCAUUGCAUAUUACAACAGUAUAAAAACGAUGUUGGAUGAUUUCCCCAAUGUGAGGGCCAAAUACUUCAUUAUAGGGUUGCCACAAGAGAAAAAAGAAGAAAAAGAAUUGAAAGAAAAACUUAAAGAUGAUUUCAGAUCAUUCCAGCCACGACCCCAUUGCUUGCUGUCUGCUGAUGGACAAUCCUUUCUGAACCUGUGGUUCAUUCCUCACUCUUCUGAAGUCCUCUCUCUGUUUAAAAUGUUACCGGAGAAGACUAGCUACAGAGCCCUGAGGCAGACCCUGCAAAUUGUGGCAGCUUUUCACGACAUUAUCUCAUACAUUUUCAGCUUUGCUCAGCUAGGCAGUGCACCAGGCUGCUUCGAUUACCUGUGUCCUAACCAUCUCUCUGCAGACUGGGGAGGGACAGAACAGAUUGGAAUUGAACUACAAGAAUUGCAGAAAAAGAUAGACAGUCUUCAUAAUCCCUUGGAUCCAAAUAAAGUAGCUCAGAUGCUGAGCAUACACAGACAGGUGAUGCUUCUGCAGUUUCAUGCCGCAGUUAGACAUUGUAUGCGAGAAGCAUUUUUAUCAUCUGGGAAUGUUUCCGCCUAUCAGAGCAUUACAGACAACAUCUACCAUGGGUUGCCCCUGAUAAGUAAUAUAAUUAUUAAAAGUGCAUUUGGUUCUCAGCUCCGACUUCCACAGCUGCUAGAUCCACAUGGCCAAAGAGUGAGUAAAACAGACUUUAAAGUAUUUUUAUUUAAAGUAUUCACUAUUAUCUAUGAAAGGUGUACAGUGUUGUGAACUUGGCCCUCCCCUUCUUUCCCUUAGGUUCCAAAACACCAGACAAUCUCUUUGCAAAGCUGCUCUUUAUUGGCACUUCACAACUAUAGGACAAAGCAACUCUAAAAGCCCUCUAUUGAGUUUUCUUAUAUCAAGAAAGUUAAAUCCAAACUGGGGACUUCUCCCCCAAAUCCUUCCCUUUUGUUAACUCUGUGGGCUCCACCUUCAGGGUGUCUCCUGCUGGUGAAGGGCUGGCCGGUGAGACCUAUGCAAGCCCUCUAACUGGGCAGCUCAUCUCUCUUGACACCUUGGCUUGAGGUCAGGGACCGCG
Molecule: messenger RNA, 1416 nt
Organism: Varanus komodoensis (Komodo dragon)
Lineage: Eukaryota; Metazoa; Chordata; Lepidosauria; Squamata; Varanidae
Product: coiled-coil domain-containing protein 162-like
Exons: 8
Coding region: 171-1106 (311 amino acids)
Source: RefSeq, a predicted model, not a curated record